Messenger RNA from Rana temporaria (common frog), 3735 nucleotides. RefSeq names its product ubiquitin conjugating enzyme E2 K (gene UBE2K). Gene Ontology annotation, biological process: proteasome-mediated ubiquitin-dependent protein catabolic process; protein polyubiquitination. The record is from RefSeq and is a predicted model, not a curated record. NCBI's taxonomy places the organism in Eukaryota, Metazoa, Chordata, Amphibia, Anura, Ranidae. Bases 186 to 788 code for a protein of 200 amino acids. The transcript is spliced from 7 exons. Gene Ontology annotation, molecular function: protein binding; ubiquitin conjugating enzyme activity. Gene Ontology annotation, cellular component: nucleus.
CUCCAGCGGACCGCACUGCGCAUGCUCGUCGCCACCAUUUUGCCGUUGAGUGUUGUGUCGGGGGCUCGUUCACCGGGGCGGGGGAGGCUGAGGAAUCCGGGCCCGGGAGAGCCGCUGAGUGUCACUGCAGCCAGGCCAGCGCCACAUCCAUUGACAGGCCGGCGAGAGCAGAGAACGGAGCAGACAUGGCAAAUAUCGCCGCACAGAGAAUCAAGAGGGAGUUCAAAGAGGUGCUGAAAAGCGAGGAGACUAGCAAAAACCAAAUUAAAGUAGACCUGGUAGAUGAGAAUUUCUCUGAACUAAGAGGUGAAAUUGCUGGCCCUCCCGAUACGCCAUAUGAAGGUGGACGAUACCAGCUAGAAAUCAAAAUACCAGAAACAUACCCCUUUAAUCCCCCUAAGGUGCGGUUUAUUACAAAAAUCUGGCAUCCGAAUAUUAGUUCAGUAACUGGAGCGAUAUGUUUGGACAUUUUGAAAGACCAGUGGGCGGCAGCCAUGACGUUACGAACAGUGUUGUUAUCAUUACAAGCGCUGCUGGCUGCAGCAGAACCAGAUGAUCCACAGGAUGCAGUGGUUGCCAAUCAGUACAAGCAAAAUCCAGACAUGUUUAAACAGACAGCUCGGCUUUGGGCACAUGUAUAUGCAGGAGCACCUGUCACUAGUCCAGAAUACACAAGAAAAAUAGAAAACCUUUGUGCUAUGGGUUUUGAUAAAAAUGCAGUAAUAGCAGCUUUGUCAUCAAAAGCAUGGGACGUAGAAACUGCAACAGAAUUACUCCUGAGUAACUGAGAGAGGUCACCUGAUCCUGCUCGCCCCUUCCCAAACAGCACGCCAUCUGUUAUUUUUAGGAUUCUGCAUCAAAGGAAAAUCCACAACACAAAACGGCACUCCUGCGUGACAAUGCUAUUUAAACCGUUCUGGAGACUGAUGGGAAAAGAAACUGCUCUGUAAAUAAGGCAAAUUAAAUGUGUAAAUUAAACAACAACCAAACGGAGGGGAGGGGGGGGUGAGCAUCCUUUAGUUUUUUUUUUUUCGUUAAUAUUGUAAAAAACAAAAAACAAAAAAAAACUGAAAGAAAGAAAUCUCGGAGCUGAACCAAUAGGAAAAAUAUGCAUUUGUGUUUUUACCGUGUUACCGGGAGCGGCACAAAAGGCCCAUUAUGUUUUGGUUUUCUGCUUUGAUGUCCUCCGUUGGAGGAGAAACUCUAGCAGACUCAUUCUUUGGAGAGCUAGGCCUUCAUUUUGCCAUUAAUGUCUACAAUACUGCUAGUACCAACCAUUCUUUGUGUCUGUGGACUUGCAUGCAUGUACACCGUAUGGGUUAAAUUCAUUCAUCAGAACAAUUCAUCUGUAAUAUGUUUGGUAUUUUUGAGUUUAGAUUGAUCAUUCUUUUUCUGGGUUGCUGGAGACAAGACAAUGAUCACAAUGACAAAUUCAUACAUCUGGCCAUGAGGGGGAGAUAUGUGGUGGAGAAAUAGCUUCCAUACUCUGGCACUCUCCUCAACAUAAAGACCUAAAUGGUAGGUCAGUAGCUGUGUUAUCAGUCCCUACUGGGAUUUCUUUAUCACUGUUUGAGAUGUUAUGCUGUUGGAAACAAUCAUAAAACCCAUCCUACUUCAUCACCUCUGACACAGAUAAAUAAGGACCAGUGAAAUGGUGGGCGUUCAUCUUCACUGCCUCAAAGCUAGGGUGUAGGCCAAGAGUUCAAGAGUGGCCACUGUUAUCAAAGGAUGGAACUGCUUGUCAGUUGUAUGCAUUUCCUCCCCACAGAUUCCCCAAGUCCCAGCUGUUGCUGGAACUUGUAAACUUGCUACAAACUGUCUAAUUUCACAACACAGAUAAUGCUUUAAGGUUGGAAGGAGCCAAUUAUUGAGAAAGCAAAUUCAACGAUUUGUCUUUAGCUCUAAAACUGACCCUACAAGUAGCUCAUAGUUCUUGAAAUCCAUAGGGUGUAUUAGCAAUGGUUUCCUAAUGUAGUAGUUUAAGACGCACUUGACGUUUACUGCAGAAUUGACUUCAGCUCUGCAGUCCUUGACUAAAUGAAUCUGAAGUUUUCAAGAUGUUUAAUACAUUUCAGACUCUUGCUAAGGCUGAAGGGUAUUUAUACCCAGCAGUUUGGUGAUGCGUGUAUUUCUAAAUUGCUUAUCAAACUACUUUUUGUAGACACAGACAAGACCCAGUAUAGAGGUGUUAUGACCUUGCGUCAGCGUUCCAAAGCUCCUAGUAGGAGGCAUGUGGAAUCAGAUGUGGCCUGAACACGGAUUAUCUUUUUUACAUAUGGCAGCAUGAUGUGAACAGUUUAGUGUAGCUACAGUAUGUGCUGAGUAACUGUGUUUGGUACACUGUUCAGUCACUGCUUGGGAGAUGCCCAGUGGGGGCUGCAUGCCCUCUUUUAAAGCCUUAAAUAUUCAGUUUAAGAUCAUGGCUUGCUAUUGACAACCUGUGUUGUGCGAAUACCAGACCUGCAACACACUGGAAGGUACACGUUUAGCUAUGCAUUAUUGUGCGCUGUGUAUGUGCUGUUGUGCACCAGGUCGGAUAGGCUUACAUUGUCGGCAUAGCCAUUAAUUUCCGGCAUAUUUAGAUGUUAAAUUAUGCGAGCAGUGCAUCUUAUGUUUAAAAGAACACAUAGCGGUUAUAUUUUGAAGUAUCAAAAACACGAAAGAAAAAAAUCUAGCUGAAAACUAUGAUUUUGAAGUAUAAAAGCGAGUGAGAAUAAAAAUGAGAUUGAAGAGUCAAAAAAAACAAUGAAAGACCCAUCCCAAACACUUGCAAUCAUGAUUAAGCUCCACUGAGUAAUGAAAGGAGGUGUAUUUUUGCUGUUGCAUGAACAGUAACACUACUGUUGAUUAGAAGCACAUGAGUUUUCUGAGUUGUCCUCGGGUCCCAUCAGCACAUGCUCUGUAAAUUUUCCUUCAAGAGCAUGGAUGAAUAAUCAAACUGAUCAAAGUAAACAGUUGGAUUUAUCUGUACUGUUGCAAGAAGUACAAAGCAUGCACAAAUGGUGAACACCCUAAGGCAGUGAUUGCGAACCUUGGCACUCCAGAUAUUUUUGAACUACAUUUCCCAUCAUGCUCAUGCACUCUGCAGUAUAGUUGCGCAUCAUGGGACAUGUAGUUCCAAAACAUCUGGAGUGCCAAGGUUUGCCAUCACUGCCCGAAGGGCAAGUGUAGAAACCUAUGUGUGCAAUCCAGUCUCAGGCCUCAUUGUCUCGCAUAAACAGAAAAGCAUACACGCAGUGUGUCUUCGUGGGAAGUGUUCUGCCUGCAGUUGGGCCACUCUCCCAGUGUGCCAUAGGUCUGGACAUAAGGCAUGACCACUACAUUACAAUUUUCUGACCCUCAGCUGCAAAGUGUAAGCUGAGCCAGUUCAAUACACAGUAUAAUAGCUGUAUAAUAGCUUGCGUGUGCAGGGUUAUUGUCCGGGGUUAGAACUGUCUGCAAAGCAUUCACAAACUGUCUGGAAGGGCCCCUGUGGGAUGAAGCCCUUUUUUAAAUACAAGUGCUUACAUAACUGAACAGGUGGAAACCAUUCCCAUCCAUAUGCCAUAUUUCUUAUUUUUUUUUUUUUUAACUUGUCUGUUUGCUGUUCUUUCUUAAUUUGUGCAGAUAGACACCAGAUUCUAUAAAGAUUUAGGGUUCACUGAUUCAUAAGUGAAUCCUUGCAUUUUUAAUGAGCUGCUUAAAAUGACCUGAAUUCCCAAUUCCUCUUCUGUAAUAAACAGUUGACUGAAAUCA